Messenger RNA from Neofelis nebulosa (Clouded leopard), 1635 nucleotides. It is a transcript of the gene C8H12orf60, whose product is annotated as chromosome 8 C12orf60 homolog. Lineage: Eukaryota; Metazoa; Chordata; Mammalia; Carnivora; Felidae. The record is from RefSeq and is a predicted model, not a curated record.
CCCUCUAGGACCGAGACAUUCUGACUUAAUUUCCGGGGUCUCCGUCACGUUGGGUUGAACGGGACGAUUCCAGUUAGCUGUUCUGCGGUGUUUCUUUUGGCCAGAAUUGUAUUAGUUUUUGGAUUUUGGAUUUUUUCGUGAUGUAAGCGCGUGCUGUCUCUUUUGGUUGUGUCUGUUUGAGAGCGGGCCCCCAAAUUGCACUUGGUACUGUGUUUGUUGCUCUUUGCUAGCGUCAUGUCGGUCUGGAAAUUUUAUAGGCACACAGAGCAUUUUGUAGAUUUGAGCAAGUUAGUGCCCGUUUUAGAGUUCCAGAUUGUUCACCUACGAUAAAUUAAUCUACAGUAAUCUACAAUAAGUUUCUGAGGAGGAAAUGUGGAGAUAGUCUGCAAUUUUAAAUCUAGAAGUGGCGAGGUUGAUUUAUGUUGGCUCCUUUCCCUUUUGGUCUUUUCACCAGCUAGAAGUCCUUUAUGAUGUCACUAUACCUAUAUACGGAUUUUCACUUAGGUCUAGUCUUUCAUCCUUCCCUGCUAUCUGCGGUUUGUCUGAGACUCCUCCCCCUUUCCCCUUAAAGAUAAACAAACAUUAAAAACAACAACAACAAAAACAAGAAGCUGAUCAUGGUGUGAUGACACUGUUUCCCAUGUGAGUUCUUCUAAAAAAUAUUUCUGACUAGGGAGAGGAGUAUCAAGGAGUUAUCAAAUGCUCAGUGCUGAAACGUUUUUGUUGGAGAAAUGUCUUCAGAGUCAGAAAAGGAUAGAGACAGGCUGGUUCAAGCUGCCCAAAAGUUCUUCUUUCACAUGCAAGAUCUUGCUUCCUUCACUAACAUACUUAUUGAAUUGUUUAACUGCAGUAUGAAUACUCAGAUCAACCACAUGACUGUGAAAGAAGAUGAUAAUGUUAAGGAUGUCUUUGAACAAAUGUUCAAAAUUUUAAAGGAGAUGCGAUCUGUACUGGAGGCAAAGUAUGACCAAAUGCAAAAGGAACCUUUAUGUUCCCAGAUCGACGCUGUUUGUUCCAUAGUUGAGAAGAACACCAAUGUAAAGGAGUUGCAUCAGUCAGCUAAAGAAAUGUUCAAAAAUGUCCACACACCAAUCAUUGUCUCUGUGCUGAAUAGUAGUAACAUCCUGGGGAGUUUAGAAUCUUCUGUCUCACCCUUGAUGAAAUAUCCCAUCAUGAAUCUUCGGUUAAGUGACCUCUAUAGAAAAGACACCAAGGAGCAAUCAGAUGCCAUCACAUCUGAGAAAAGCACAAGUCCAGGGCCACCCCAAAUCAGUACAAUAGACACCUUGAAGAAGUUGCAGGGUGCGCCGAAAAGUGAGCAAACCAAGAAUACCAUCAAGUCCACUGCAGAUCAGCUGGAGCAAAUUGUCAAAGCUUUGCUACCAAUCUUAGAGGUCCUCCAAAAAGUCAUAAGCACUAUGGAAACCAAGACACCUGUGCCUAAGAAGACCAAUGACCAGUAGGAGUGCUCAUUUCUGUCAGAGAAUCAGUUUGAGUCCUGUGAAAUUUUGGAGUAUGUUCUAAGACCUUUCAUGCUAGAAAUGUGUUAUGUUGAGACAUAAGUGCAAAGAGUAGUCACGCAACAGACCAUUUACCUUGAAUUUUGCUUUAUUCAAAUAAAAAUAAUCAAAGAAA